UCCUCUUUAUUCCACGCGGCGAAUUACCACUUGGUGAGAUUUGAAGCGGCGUCCUCAUAUGUUAUCGACUCGGGUAACGAAUAGAAAGAGAAAAGUAAGGUGACUCCCACAAUAAAACGAGAAACUCUACUAUCUCACAAUCCGAAUGAGUAUGCUGUGUGCUUGAGGGUUUCAUAACCCAACUCAUGCAGUUUGUGUUUCAUGGAAGGUGCAACGUGCUAUCUGGUUUCGUCGUGCAGAAGAAUCGUUCAUUUAUUCCCGAGUAGAUGUGUUUAAGUUUCAGGUUUUCUCAGAGAUCAUUUUCAAAAUAAUCGGAAAAGGUACAUCUGAUUUAUUUAUUUAUUUAUUUAUAAUACCAACAGACCUUUACAUAUAUGUCCUAAUGAUAUAUUAACUUAAAUCUAAAUAAUAACUCUUUGCGGUCGUAUUAAAUUUGGGCAUGGGUGUCGUACUGGUCGGAAUUAUUUUUCCUUAAAGAAAGAGUGAUACGUGCAAGAUUAUGAAAAAUGAACAUUUUUUAAAUUUCAGAAAAAGCUUAAACUGAUACUUGGUUGAGUAAAAUAUAAGAUUAGCAUAGUUUCAUGCUGUGGUGGCUGAGAGCAGACAAACGACCAGAACGGUAAAAAAGGUAUGGUGGCUGAGAGCAGACAAGCGACCAUAAAGAGUUAAAGUUAUGCUUAUUGUCUAAGAACGCCGACGAAGUUUUUUUUCAAACAAGAACGUGAUAAGUGGAAGUCGAAUGAUAAAAAACAUCGGUUGAGCAUUCGACACAUACUCGCUACGGGCUCAUUAUACCCGUAAUUUGUGCGGGAGUGGUGAAAACAAAUAAAUGUGUAAUAGCGCAGGUUUUUACAGCGAAUGUUGAAGUUUAUAGUUUGUAGAAGUUCGGAACACUCGAUGUUUGUUAGAAUUAGAUCCGAUAAAAAAGUCGCCUUAGCUACAUCUCUGCGUACGCUUAGCAAAUCCAGCCCAAUUAAUUUGCAGCGAUUAUCGUAGUUAGGCAGACUCGAGGGAUCAUUCCAGUGUAAAUUACGCAAAGCAAAACGGGCAAAUUUACGUUGAAUCCUUUCGAUUUUUUUUCGAUUUGGUCUGUUUAUUGUUCUAUUUUAUAUUCAUAAACCACACCAAAUGGUAGCACAAUUAGCGUCAACAAACAAUAAUUUUGGUCCCAACAUUUUUUAAUACAUCUUCGAACAUACUCUAAACUCUAGGUUCGAAUAGUUGACUAAAUCUCAAAAGACAUAAAGAAUCGUCAAAAACCCUCCAGGUCGGGAUCCUUUCUCAAGUACUAUAUGUCCUUUACAAUUUAGAAGGUGGGUUCAGAACCACCGACCCCUAUAUAUUAUGAAUGCUUAAUGAUCUACGGGUAUUGCUAUUAAUCAGAAGGGGUAGGUAUCCAACUGGAAACUGGUAACGUUUUAAUGACAUUCAUUGUAGUUGUAGGCAUAGUAGGCCUUUAUUGUUCACUGCAAUGGAAUUCCGCUAAGCAAAAUGUCAUCAAUUUUCGAUAACUUUACCAGUUACAACCGAGAGUCGCGGCACAUCAGCUACGUUUCCAAAGAACCCCCAGGUGAAUGCACUCAGGUUCAUGAACUAGCACUGCCCGAGAGAUGCAAUUUCAUCAAAGGCACAGAAUCCUGCAGAAGUGAAGUGUAUUACUUCGAUUACUCUUACUUUUUAUACUGCACAAUAGGUAGCGAAAAUGAGGAGGCUUUCACCCUGGGGAUUCUACUGCUUGUGAUUGUUUUGCUGUUCUACUUCAUAGUGCUCGGAACAACGGUGGAUAAGUUUUUCUGUCCAGUACUGGCCGUGAUUGCCAAAACGUUCCGCAUAAGUGAAAGCGUUGCGGGGGUCACCAUCCUGGCUUUCGGAAAUGGUUCGCCGGAUCUGUUCACGGCGGUUAGCCGGAUAGAUAGCGACACGGAGCUCAUGUUUGGUGAACUGCUAGGAGGAGGUGCGUUUGUGGUCGGUGUAAUUGCGGCCUGUAUUAUACUGUUGAACCCGUUCGAGAUCCCGGAAUUUGGAGUCACGAGAGAUGUGUUGUUUUUCAUUUAUUCCGUCGCGUGGAUCAGUGCUUGUGCUUACGACCAACACUUUAAGCUGUCCGAUGCGAUCGUGGUGAUUGUCAUAUACGUAUGCUAUCUGGUCGUUGUGUUGGGGGAAUUCUUCUGGCUGAAGAGACAGAUGCUGGCCGUGGAAUCGAGAAUUUCCAUUGCAGGAGAGAUUCCAAGCGAGGUUGCACUCUACAGAGAACUUCGCGACGAAACUGAAGUAAUAAUUCGUUCCCGGUCGCAACCCGGUUCAGAGCUGGAUAUUACCACCAACAGAGUGAGUGAAUUUUUCGAGGAUGGUUUUGGUAUUCGGUUUGUUCCCAAAAAUCAUCGUCUCUUCCGGGACUUUUUGGAGCACAUAAAUCCACUGGAUCGGGAUGAUUGGAAGAAGUCAGGCUGUCUGGCCAGGACGUUUGCGAUUAUGAGGGCACCCAUACUGUUUUUCCUGCUAUUGAUAAUUCCUGUAAUGGAUUAUACCGUUGAACGACACGGCUGGACGAAAUUACUAAACAUGAUACACUGGUUCACCCUACCAUUGAUGAUUUUAACGGUGAACGGAUUUCUUCCUCUGCCCCUGCUGAGCCUUCCAAUUUGGGCGUUGUUAUUAAUAAUUUCCCCAACGCUUAUGUUUUUGGUUUUUCUCACAUCGAGAACCGAUCGACCUCCUGGCUAUCAUCUAGUCUACGCUCUGAUGGUCUUUGUGGGAUCAAUCCAAAUGAUCUACGUGCUUGCCCAGGAGAUAGUCAGCCUGUUGGUCACAUUGGGUCUUGUGGUGAAGAUGUCCAAAUCAAUGCUCGGUCUUUCGGUGCUUGCUUGGGGUAAUAGCAUAGGAGAUUUGUUCUCUAACAUCACCCUGGCCAAGCAGGGCUAUGGACAGAUGGCCUUCGCAGCUUGUUUCGGUGGACCUUUGUUUAAUCUUUGUUUGGGACUUGGAAUCACCAUGAUUUUGAAGGCAGCCAAAAGAAUGGAUCAUAUAGCUUUCUCUCGCGAAGGUGCUAUGGGCGAGAAUUGUGAAUAUUUUCUCGUUCAAUUGCUGGGAGCGAUUCUUCUGGCGUUGUUGUAUACCCAGUAUCAGGGGCGCCAAAGUGUUGCCUUCAUCAUGAUGAUGACUUACUGCGUGUUCUUGCUGUUUUGUCUGCUAGGAGAGAUGAAAGUGGUCCAUCCCUACGGAACGGAUCAUUUCAACGAGGGAGAAAAUCCAUAAAAACAAUUGUAUGCGUUGUACAGUUUAAUAUUAGAUUUUUAAAAAUGUUACAAUUACAAUGCGCCUUUAGUUAGUUCUGCGGAUUCGCGUAUGCGUUAUUGCAUUACAUCCGGAAUCGGGAUUCAAAUCAGCUGUGCGUUACCCAUGGCGAGGGGACUGCUGG
Messenger RNA from Toxorhynchites rutilus septentrionalis, 3418 nucleotides. Its product is annotated as mitochondrial sodium/calcium exchanger protein-like. The transcript is spliced from 7 exons. NCBI's taxonomy places the organism in Eukaryota, Metazoa, Arthropoda, Insecta, Diptera, Culicidae. Gene Ontology annotation, cellular component: membrane. Bases 1492 to 3255 code for a protein of 587 amino acids. The record is from RefSeq and is a predicted model, not a curated record. Gene Ontology annotation, biological process: transmembrane transport; intracellular calcium ion homeostasis; monoatomic cation transport. Gene Ontology annotation, molecular function: calcium:sodium antiporter activity.